This is a messenger RNA of Elaeis guineensis (African oil palm), 2736 nucleotides long. RefSeq lists its product as uncharacterized. The record is from RefSeq and is a predicted model, not a curated record. Gene Ontology annotation, biological process: RNA modification. Lineage: Eukaryota; Viridiplantae; Streptophyta; Magnoliopsida; Arecales; Arecaceae. Gene Ontology annotation, molecular function: RNA binding; zinc ion binding; protein binding.
ACUUAACAAUGCGCUCCCGCUCCAAAGACGUCCGCCGACUCUUUCACACCACCGUCUCCGAGAUCACCUCCAUCCACCACCCUACCCUUCCCUCCUCUUCUAACGCUGUUAAUAAUAACAAUCUCAGUAACAAUAAACCGAAGAAAAACAAGAGGAGGGACAAUUCGGCCACCUCCGACGCCGAGAUCCUGCGAUGGAACAAGAUCAUUACCGACCAUAUGCGCCACGGCCGCUGCGACUUCGCCGCCGACCUCUUCUACCGGAUGCCCUCCCGCUCCACCGUCUCCUGGAAUGCUAUGAUCUCGGGCUACAUCGCCAACAGCCGCUUCCCUCUCGCCCUCCGCCUUUUCGCUGCCAUGCCCCGCCGCGAUGCCGUCUCCUGGAACACCAUGAUCCACGGUCACGUUUUGAACCGCGACCUCGCGUCGGCCCGCCGCCUGUUCGAUGAAAUGCCCGAUAAAGACACCGUCUCCUGGAACACCAUGAUCUCCGCAUACGCCAGCAGCGGUCUCGUCGAGCUGGCACAGGACAUGUUCGACCGCUCCCCGAUCAAGAAUGCCAUCUCCUGGAACGGCCUUCUCGCUGCCUAUGUCGGGAAUGGCCGCCUCGAAGCCGCGCGGCAGCUGUUCGACUCGCAUCCGCACUGGGAGACUGUCUCCUGGAAUGCCAUGAUUGCUGGCUACGCCCAGAGGAAGAGGAUGGCCGAUGCCCGGCAGCUCUUCGACCGGAUGCUGGAGAGGGAUGUGGUGUCGUGGAAUACCAUGAUAUCGGGGUAUGCCCAGAGCGGCGAUAUGGCUGAAGCGAAGAGACUUUUUGAUGGGUCUCCUUAUAAGGACGUAUUCACUUGGACGGCGAUGGUUUCCGGGUACGCCCAAAAUGGGAUGCUGGAGGAGGCGAGGGGGAUGUUCGAUAAGAUGCCAGAGAGGAACUCGGUCUCAUGGAAUGCAAUGAUCGCAGCAUAUGUGCAGUGUCGGAGGAUGGAGGAGGCGGAGGAGCUUUUCAAUUCAAUGCCAUGCAGGAAUGUCAACUCCUGGAACACAAUGAUCACGGGGUAUGCACAGGCCGGGAUGAUUGAACGGGCUCAUGAGAUGUUUGAUAUGAUGCCCCAGAGGGAUUCCGUUUCGUGGGCUGCCAUGAUUGCUGGGUUAUCUCAGGGUGGAUUCGGUGAGGAGGCGUUGCGGCUCUUUGUAGAGAUGGGUAGGAGUGGGGAGAGGAUGAACCGGUCAUCUUUCACUUGUGUGUUGAGCACAUGUGCUGACAUUGCAAUGUUGGAGUGUGGAACGCAGGUGCAUGGGAGGCUUGUGAAGGCAGGUUACGGGAUGGGUUGCUUUGUUGGGAAUGCGCUUCUCGCAAUGUAUUGUAAGUGUGGGAGCAUAGAUGAGGCAUACAAGGCAUUUAAGGAGAUGGCAGAGAGGGAUGUUGUCUCGUGGAACACCAUGAUUGCUGGUUAUGCUAGGCAUGGGUUCGGGAAGGAGGCGUUGGAAAUAUUUGAUACCAUGAGAACAACAGACACAAAGCCAGAUGACAUUACCAUGGUUGGCGUCCUGUCCGCAUGUAGCCAUGCAGGGUUGGUGGAUAAAGGCAUUGCUUACUUUUAUUCUAUGCAUCAAGAUUUCGGGAUAACAGCAAAACCAGAACACUAUACUUGCAUGAUGGAUCUUCUUGGCCGAGCAGGACGCUUGGAGGAUGCUGAGGCUCUUAUUAGAGAGAUGCCAUUUGAACCAGAUGCAUCCAUGUGGGGUGCUUUAUUAGGUGCAAGCAGGAUUCAUCGGAACACUAAAUUAGGUGAGAGGGCAGCUGAAAGGAUAUUUGAGAUGGAGCCUGAUAAUGCUGGAAUGUAUGUUCUUCUUUCAAAUCUAUAUGCAUCGUCAGGUAAAUGGACUGAUGUAGAUAAAAUGAGGGUAAUGAUGCGGGAAAGAGGUGUGAGGAAAGUUCCUGGGUUCAGUUGGAUCGAGGUGAAGAACAAGGUUCAUACAUUUUCGGUUGGCGACUCGGUGCACCCCGAUAAGGAGAAGAUAUAUAGUUUUCUAGAGGAACUGGAUAUGAAGAUGAAGAAAGCAGGUUAUGUAUCUGCUACAGCAAUGGUUUUGCAUGAUGUGGAAGAGGAGGAGAAAGAACACAUGCUGAAGUAUCACAGUGAGAAGCUUGCUGUUGCAUUUGGAAUUUUAAAUGUUCCCCCUGGGAGGCCCAUUCGUGUGAUCAAGAACCUCAGAGUAUGUGAAGACUGCCACAAUGCUUUCAAGCAUAUAUCUGCUCUUGAGAAGAGGUUGGUAAUUUUGCGAGAUUCCAAUCGUUUUCACCAUUUUAGUGGUGGGUCGUGCUCAUGUGGGGAUUACUGGUGAGAGUAAACAGAUUUUAGCGUUGUCAAAGUUGUUCUGCAACAUCAUAAUUUGAUAUUUACUGAAAGAACCCUAGAGUUUAUUUACAUGCGUUUUACCAGCAAAAGUUGCCCGAUACCAUACAAAUUUCAAAAGGAAGAAAUUUGGAUAAUACCAUUCCGGAUCAGAAGUUUCAAGGAUAUGUCUUAUUGUGAUUGGUUGAAAUUUAGAAUAAGAUUGAAUUCAUAAAAGAAACCUGAAUUGAGAUACAUUUUGUUGCUGUUGAAAUGGUUUCUUGUGCCAACUUUGUGAAAAUACCAUAUCUGCUUUAGACUGAAUGAUGAGGGAAGAGGACCCCUCAGAAAUGAAGUGAGAAAAUAUAUGGUAAAGCCAGUGGUGGUGCAUUAUCAUAACAAAU